Molecule: messenger RNA, 3189 nt
Organism: Daphnia pulex (common water flea)
Lineage: Eukaryota; Metazoa; Arthropoda; Branchiopoda; Diplostraca; Daphniidae
Product: lysosomal alpha-mannosidase-like
Exons: 19
Coding region: 60-3047 (995 amino acids)
Biological process (GO): mannose metabolic process
Cellular component (GO): lysosome
Molecular function (GO): carbohydrate binding; alpha-mannosidase activity
Source: RefSeq, a predicted model, not a curated record
ACUAGUGAUCUGUGAUAAUUAUCUGGCUUUUCUGCCAGCCUCAUAAAGCAUUUUAUAAAAUGAUGCUGAAUUCCGUCGUCAACUGGAUUUGCUUUGUUUUGGUGGUCGGAGUAAUUUCCUCAUCAUCCGCCAGGCCAUCGUUGCGUGCCGAUGCCUGUGGUUACCAGACAUGCCCUGCGGAGAAAGAAGGAUUCAUCAACGUUCACCUCGUAGCUCAUACUCAUGAUGAUGCCGGCUGGUUAAAAACCGUUGAUCAGUACUAUUACGGAGCUCGUAGUCAGAUUCAAGAAGCCGGAGUUCAGUACAUUAUCGAUUCGGUUGUAGAUGAAUUAAAAGACCACCCUGAUCGCAGAUUUAUCUACGUGGAAAUGGCCUUUUUUACGAGGUGGUGGCAAGAACAGACCGAAACAACCAAGGCUCUCGUCCGAACGUUGGUGAACGAAGGACGUCUCGAGUUCAUCAAUGGCGGAUGGUGCAUGAACGAUGAAGCCACAGCUCAUUACGUCGACAUUAUCGAUCAAAUGUCAUUUGGUUUGAUAACGUUGAACGAUACUUUCGGCGAAUGUGGACGACCGCGCAUCUCUUGGCAGAUCGACCCGUUCGGCCACUCACGAGAACAGGCCUCACUAUUCGCUCAAAUGGGGUACGAUGGACUGUUCUUUGGACGAUUGGAUCACGAAGACAAAAAAGAGCGCAUGGCGAAAAAGACCAUGGAAAUGGUUUGGUCAGGCAGCGACUCCUUGGGUGCGCAAGCGUCGUUAUUCACAGCCGUGAAUUACAAUUUAUACCAACCACCACCUGGCUUCUGCUUUGAUAUUUAUUGCAACGAUGAACCCAUUAUCGACGACCCCAGAUCCAAAGAUUACAAUGUCGAGAAGAGAGUAACAGAUUUUCUCAACUAUUGCCAAGAACAAGCCAACGCUUAUGCCACUGAUUCUAUCCUAUUGACCAUGGGGAGCGAUUUCCAUUACCAAGAUGCAAACGUUUGGUUUAAAAACAUGGACAAACUCAUCAAGUACGCCAACGAGCGUCAGGCGACCGGCAGUCGCUUCAACUUGUUUUAUUCGACACCAAGUUGCUAUACCAAGGCGCUAAACGAUCACGCAAAGACUUGGCCAUCCAAAACGGGCGACUUUUUCCCUUACGGAAGCGACGCUCACGCUUAUUGGACGGGCUAUUUUACGUCUCGUCCGGCAUCGAAAUACAUGAUCCGCCAAGGAAGCAAUCUCAUGCAGAGUUGUAAGCAAAUGGAUGCGGCGCUUGUUAGACAAGGUGUGGCCACCAAUCAAGUUGGAGAGCUAUUCACGAUGAAAGACGCCAUGGGCAUUAUGCAGCAUCACGACGCCGUGACAGGGACUGAGAAGCAACAUGUUGCCGAAGACUACGCACUCUUGCUUCACAAGGGAGUGGUGGAAUGCCAAAAGAUCCAGACUGCUUAUUACGAAAAAGAACUUGUGAUUGGCAAUCAGGUUCUGCCAAAGGUGUCCUACUGCCAACUGAACGUCAGCCAAUGCGAUCCAACCGAGAAGAACAAUCGCUUCGUGGUUAACAUUUACAAUUCAAUGGCACGAUCCGUCGACAAAUACGUUCGCGUUCCCGUGGCAUCCGGAACAGCUUUCCAGGUUCUCGAUCCACAAGGAAAUGUUGUCGCAUCACAAACGGUUCCGAUUGCGGAAUACGUCAAAUCUCUUCCGGGUAGAGUAAGCAGUGCUACAGUCGAACUUGUAUUCCUCGCCUCUCAACUGCCUCCUCUUGGAAGCAAAUCUUAUUACAUACAACCGGGGACUAGCAAGGAUGAACAUGAACCCCAAAACAAAUUUGCCAUUUCCAACGAAAAAGUAAGCGUUGAGAUCGACGAUGUGAGUGGUCUGAUCAAAUCGGUAACAGUCGAUGGAAAAACGACCGAAUUAAAACAAGAAUUUCUGUGGUAUCCGAGCAAAAGCGGCGACAAUUCGGCGGCCGACAAGCGAGCUUCCGGUGCCUACAUCUUCCGUCCCGAUAGCGAUGACGCGUUUGCUAUCCCUAGUUCCGGCGUUAAAACUACAACGUAUUCUGGUGAACUCGUUGAGGAAGUUCAUCAAAUUUACAAUCCUUGGGUAGCUCAAACCAUUCGUUUGUACAAAGGACAAGAGCAUGUCGAACUGGAUUGGGUUGUGGGUCCGAUUCCGGUCGAAGAUGGCACAGGGAAGGAAAUUAUCAACCGAGUAACAACGUCCAUUGCGAGCAACGGAAUGUUCUAUACUGAUGCUAAUGGCCGUCAAACUCUUGAGCGACGUUUCAACAUCCGCGAUUCCUAUCCUUAUACUGUUACCGAGCCAAUAGCUGCUAAUUACUACCCAGUUAAUUCUCACGCUUACAUCAAGGACGCGGUCGGCAAUCAAGUGACGAUGUUGGUCGAUCGGCCACAGGGUGGCUCAAGUCUGCACAAUGGACAACUGGAAUUAAUGGUUCAUCGCCGUUGCCUGUAUGAUGAUGCUUUCGGUGUGGGAGAAGCGCUGAACGAAACAGCUUACGGUGAUGGAUUGGUUGUAAGAGGAACUCAUUUCUUAAUUCUUGGCGACAAGACCAACUCCAUGAAAAUGGCGCGUUCACUGAGUCACGAGCUCUACAAGCAGCCGCAAAUAUCGUUCAUUCCCACUUCGCUAUCUUUCAACGACUGGUCGGCUCUUUACAAAACUCAGCAACAAUCUUUAAGCCGAACGCUGCCAGCCAACGUCAACUUGCUCACUUUGGAAACUUUGAAUCAAGGGAAGUAUUUGAUGAGGUUGGAGCAUAUCUACGAUGUCGGUGAAGACAGCAUUUUAUCACAGCCGGCUACAGUGUCGAUCGAGGGAUUAUUUCCUGGAUUCACCGUUACUUCGUCGGAGGAAACUAUGUUGGGCGGUAAUCAGUUCAAGAAAGACUCGAACAGGUUGGUUUGGAACUUUGCGUCCACUUCCAACACAAAUGAGGACGGACAGCAGAUUUGGGACGAACGCGCUAUUCCGGCAGUGCAAUUAAAACCAAUGGAAAUCCGCACAUUUAUCAUUACUUUAGUUCCCAUUUAGUCUAUUCAGUGUGGGUGAUGUUAUUCAUUAUAACCAAAAGGCAUAUUAUGUGGAAAUUUUGACAGUUUUAAUGGGGAAUACAAUAGUGUAGGCCGUUGCAGGCUAUUUUGCGCGCCAGUAAUAAAUGUUUUCUUUAGUUUUA